Molecule: messenger RNA, 228 nt
Organism: Soboliphyme baturini
Lineage: Eukaryota; Metazoa; Nematoda; Enoplea; Dioctophymatida; Soboliphymatidae
Source: the annotation of a GenBank genome assembly
AUGUUAGUUACCUCAACCGCUCGACCGCCUGCUUCGUUUCUGCCGGUGAGCCGGCAAGAACCAGAUCGGCGUGACAGCAUCAGUCGAUCAUGUGUCAUCAAUUUCUUCGUCGAUUCGCACGAUACUGACAUGAUCUGUUCAACCAGCGCCCCUCCGGAGGAUUCGCUGCGGCCGUUGAAUCUGCCUGACACAAUUACAUCGAACGCUCACGUCUCGCCUCGCCUUUGA